AUGGAGAAGCAGCUGCACGUUAUCGCGUCGGAUUUUGUGGCGUUUUAUCGUGAAUUGUCAAGGCAUUCUCUACUGACGCCAGAGAGGCUUAACAUGGAUGCGUUCCAGGCCAUAUUUGACCGCAUGCACAUGGAGUAUCUGCACUACGCCGGGUCAAGCUCUACGCAACCGUUCCAUGUGGAGGUGGUUGAAAAUGUGCUUCAACUUGCUGCAGCGUAUCUUUCGCUACCGACGGAUGUGAGUCCAAGCAGUCGUGCCUUUGGUCUGUACCUUGUCUUCUUUCUCUAUGCGUCGCAGCCAUCCAUUGACACGUCACCGGUGAAGGUGCGUGUGGCGCGUGGGACUCUGCAGAGCUACUUGGAUGAUAUUGCCGAUAGUGUGGAGGAUGCCGAUCCGCAGCCGGCCUUUGCCGCUCAACUAAGUCGUCGCGUGACAGAUGGUGAGAAACGAAUACUUCUCGCACUCCACAAGGCAGGGGCGUGGCAUAUCAUGCCCUUUGUUGACAUCUCCGUGCACUUGCAGACAUUACUGAAGGUGCACGAUGCGGAAGGCGUCCCGUUGGGGCGGGGUGGUGCAAAAGUACAGCGUCAGCAGCAUCAGAUGACAAAUGCGGUUGUGUCGGAUACCGCCUUAUCAAGGGAAUUAGAGGCGUAUGAGGCGAUGAAACGGCGCCUGGGCCUAAACGAUGCCCUAGGGGGAAACUGA
Molecule: messenger RNA, 705 nt
Organism: Trypanosoma rangeli
Lineage: Eukaryota; Euglenozoa; Kinetoplastea; Trypanosomatida; Trypanosomatidae
Product: small nuclear RNA activating protein 3
Exons: 1
Coding region: 1-705 (234 amino acids)
Source: RefSeq, a predicted model, not a curated record